Centropristis striata (black sea bass) is the source of this 3102-nucleotide messenger RNA. RefSeq names its product coiled-coil domain-containing protein 30. The transcript has 19 exons. NCBI's taxonomy places the organism in Eukaryota, Metazoa, Chordata, Actinopteri, Perciformes, Serranidae. The record is from RefSeq and is a predicted model, not a curated record. Bases 288 to 2528 code for a protein of 746 amino acids.
CUCAGCCCACAUCCCGUUUCCACUUCAUAUCGCUGUUUUGAGUAUCUGUUUAUAAAAAGUAUUCCUGUUCAGCACGCAGCCUGUUACCGUUUAUGACCGUUAAACAGCGUGAAGACGGUGGGCUCGAGUGUUUACGUCACAGUGUUCUGGAACGCGAGGCUACGUCUGUCUGUGAGAGUUGAUUUUUCCGUGUCAAAGUCGGACUUUUUCGGAAAACUACGAAAAUGGACGCAGAAAUGUGAUUGAAAACUACGGUCCAAAGUUGUUUUUUUGCCAUCGCAGAACAAAUGGAACAACCAAAGGAGGAGCUGGAGCAAAUCGCGUCAUGGUUCAGUGAGGAGGGACUUGCUCCUGACUCCCCCAAGGAGGCUCAGCUGUGUUUGCUAUGGAGUGCCCUCCAGCGCACUAGAAGCCGUCUGAACAGUGUGACAUGGGACCUGGACAGCCAGCGAUCACAACACCUCGCAGAGAUGGCGGAGGUUCGCAAGUCCUUGGAGCAGAUCCGAAUCUUUACAGAGCACAAAGAUGUUUUGGCUCAGGAGAUACAAGAUGAAAAUGACCAUCUCAAGGACCAGCUGCGACGCAUAAUAUCCCUUCAAGAUGCCCAGAUAAGCGAGGUGGCAAAGAUGCUGUACCAGCAGGGUCUCACAGAUCUGAUUCACAGCAGCCCCAGUGAGCAGGUGGCCUACCUCCUGGUGGAGAGAGCUUCCUUACUUGAGGCGUGUGAAGAUCCCAGCAGUGUGACAGGUGAUGGGAACACAGCCAGCCUGCUGGACACAAAGGCCCAGGCACUGAACACCAAUGUGCACCAGUCUACCCACAAGGGGGCACCACGUCACAGCCAGAGCCCGUGGAAGAGACUCUUUGGACUACACAAAGCUUCACAGAGCAAACAUACAUUUAUUCCUACUGAGGCCAGGCAUUUGGCCAGCCAAGCAAGCAGCGUGGAGAGGGAAUGUUCCCGUCUGGAGCGGGACCUGGAGGAGGGCUCCCGUCGGCUGGCCAUGGCCCACAAUGAGAUCCGGCGUUUGACUGAUGAGCUGGAGUCUGCUCAUUUGACCCAAAGAGCUUAUGAGCCGGAGCUGCAGGCAGCACAGCAGGAGGUGGAGCAGCUCAGACAGGAAGUACAAAAAGUAAAGAAAUAUGAAAUGGUGGAACUGCGUAAGGCCAAAGAGCUGAACGAUCGUCUCGACCUUGAGAUCAGAACCCUGAGGAACCAGAUACGCACCCUGGAUGCUGAGAAAGGAACUCUGCAACAGACGGUGGUGUCUCUGCAGGAGAAGGCGGAGCGGCUGGAGUUGGCUCUGCAGGAGCAGCAGCAGGUCCUCACUGUGCAGGUUCAGGCUAACCGGGCCACCCAGCAGCCUGAAGUGAUAUCUCUGCAGAGGGAGGUGCAGCGGCUGGAGGCGGCCCUGCAGGAGCAGCAGCAGCAGGCUGAGCAGCACCUCCUCAAUGUGCAGCUUCAGGCCAACCAGGUUCAUGAGUUAGCUGAGUCUCAGGCAAAUGAAUUGAGUCAGAGCAAUGUGAUCUGCAGAGAUUUACAAAAUAAGCUCAGCGCUCAAUCGAGAUGCAUUUUGGAGAAGGAGUCAGAAAUACAUUUACUCAAGCAGCAAAUGGAUGCUUCCAAUGAUGACCUGGAUAAACUUAUAGCAUCCAUCUGCACCAAAGAAAACAACAUUCAGGAUCAAAAGAAGCAGCAUUGUGAAAACGGUCACCGUCAAGUCAAAGAUGAAGAGCUGCCGACACAGAACGAGGAGAACACACUGCACAAGGUGUUUCCUGAUUAUCAAGAAUCAGUCAAUACUCUGCUGGCAACGCAGGAAGAGUGUGAGAUGCUCAAGAAGGAGAUCUGUGAAACCCUCAAAUGCCUCGACAAAGAGCGAAGUAAAUACCACGAAAUGAAGGAGAAGCACAAGGUGAAACUGUGCCGGGCCAAACAGAAAUGUGGUGAUGAAACCACAUGGCGUGAUGAGAAGAUAAAGCAUCUAGAGCGAGAACUGUCUUUGUGUUCCCAUUCAGUGGCAAAGGAAAAAGAGCUUACUCUAAGUAUUACCCAGGAAAAUGAGAAACUUCUUGUUGAGAGGAGAAGGCUUCUACAGCAGUUAAAUGAAGAGGAGCACAACAAGAAAGACAGUAAUCUCACAGCUUCUUUGUCCAAAUGCAGGGUCGACUUUCUAGAGAUGGAAAACAAGAAACUAAGAAACAAAAUACUCAACAUGUCCAAUCAGCUGGCUGUCCUGGAGCGCAGCCUGCAGAACAUGCAGUCACUCCACUUUGCUGAGGAGCUGAAGAAAACAUCUAAUCUUCUGCAGGUUUUUAAAUCCCUCCCUGUUCAAACUUCAAGUGUGAAGAUGGCUGAGUCGUCUGAAAUUGAGGGUUUACUGGACGACAGUCAGACAGACGUGACCUCCUCCCCUCACUGUUUCAUCUCUCGGUCAGCAGAGAUGGGCUACCUGAAUCUGAUCUCGGCUCAGAAACACUCGACUCCCUUGGCUGCCUUCAGCCGCUCAGACAGUACGUGCUCCUGAGAUUUUUGUUAUCUGUCUGCAAAAUGAAUACACUGUGUAAAAAAAUGUUUUAUUUGUAAGUAAAUUAAUCAACAAAAUUCCUGUUCUCUGGCUUUCUCUUGUUCAUACUGAACACAACAAAAAUGGAAAAGAAUUAAGAAAUUUUAGGAAAAAACUGCUGUUGAUAAUACAUUUUUUAAUGGUUCCAAAUCCAGACGUGAAAUGUGUCUAAAUGUCUAAUAACCUAGCCUGACCUAUAUGUGUAUAAUGCUUGAAUUUUCCGCUCAGUAGAUGAAUAAAAAAACCUACACCCACCCGUCACACUUCAGAUACAUUCACACUCCAUCAUGACGUUUGUUUUCACAUCUUUUAGUUUCUUCCUUUGCACGAAAGUUUGGUACCAUAUCCUGUGGCUAAAACCACAGUGUCAAAUCUAAACCGGAAAUAGGAGCUACAGCUUUGCAGCUCUAUAUAAUAUGUACUUUAAUCAAGAAAGUAGCUGCUUGGCUGCACAUGUGGCCAGUUGGCCCCUCGGUCUCUUUAAAAAAAUGUUUAAAAUAUAAUGUAUCAAAUUUGAGGCACAUAUUUACAAGAA